CGCAACCUUUUGUUUUGAGUUACGUCCCUUCCCUUUACCUACGCCAUUUACACUAAUACAGUGAACCAGGAAAUCACUGGACGUUAAACAACUUAUUUAUCGUUCUGAUAGUCACAAUAUCAGUUCAUUAGAGAAGGUUAACACUCUCCUGUAUACUUGUAAUAUCUGUAUAUUAAAGAAAUUUUAACAUGGCUGAAGGAGAAACAAGAAUCUUGUUGUGCAUGGAUGGGAGUAAAUUCUGCGACUACGCGUUUGAUUGGUAUUUACAGAACAUAAAGAAACCCAAAGAUUAUGUCAUUCUCUUCCAUAGUGUGGAGUUUCAUACACUUACAACAAUGCAUAUGGAAGUUGGCAGUGUUGAGGCGUACGCCAGAAGUCUCGAGGAAGAAAAGGCUGAGGCUACACGUUAUCUGCAACAGCUGAAAGAAAAGAUGGUUGCUGCAAAUCUACAUGGAAAGGUGAAGCAGACGACAGGUGCACCACGAGCAGAAAUUGUACGUGUAGCAGAGGAGGAAAAUGCCAAUAUGAUCAUAAUGGGUACACGUGGUAUGGGUAAAGUGAAGCGUACCCUUCUUGGUAGCGUUAGUGAUCACGUGCUUCACCAUUCUCACGUGCCAGUGAUCAUCUGCAGGCACAAGGACGAUCAUCAUCAUCACCAGCAUGAAACACAUGCGCAAACGGAAGUUAAAAUGUAGAACACACUAUGAAAUACACAGUUGCAAAUAUAGGCUGUUGACGAUAACAAAACGAUAAACAUUUGCUAAGACCUUAUUUUCCUAUUUCAAGCUUUAGUAGUGGUCUUAGGUCCGUUUCAUAAGAGUGGUUCUGUAUAAUGACAAUAUCAAAUUUAGAUAACUGUUGUCUUACACAAAACUAAACACAUUUUAACUAUAGAACACAUGACGUUUUCAAAAUCACGAGAACCUUUGAAGAUCAUCAGUGAGAAUGGAACUUAGUAUUUUUAACACACUUUACCUGUUGUGAGCAGUAUGUUGAAUGAAUGAUGUAGAGUUUAGAAUCUUUGUACCAAUUACGCAUUUAUUUAGAAUAUAACAUACAAACAACA
Molecule: messenger RNA, 1066 nt
Organism: Mercenaria mercenaria
Lineage: Eukaryota; Metazoa; Mollusca; Bivalvia; Venerida; Veneridae
Product: universal stress protein YxiE-like
Exons: 5
Coding region: 189-695 (168 amino acids)
Source: RefSeq, a predicted model, not a curated record